Uloborus diversus is the source of this 2475-nucleotide messenger RNA. It is a transcript of the gene Pdk1, whose product is annotated as 3-phosphoinositide-dependent protein kinase 1-like. NCBI's taxonomy places the organism in Eukaryota, Metazoa, Arthropoda, Arachnida, Araneae, Uloboridae. Gene Ontology annotation, biological process: intracellular signal transduction; peptidyl-serine phosphorylation. Gene Ontology annotation, molecular function: protein serine/threonine kinase activity; ATP binding. The record is from RefSeq and is a predicted model, not a curated record.
AAGAAAAGCGUUUCUUACAAAAAAUUAAUUUUUUUGUUAAUAUUAAUUUAUUCGUGUAAAUUUUAUAUUGUUUAUUCAAUGGUUGAACAUUGUUUUACAAACUAAGUUUUUGAAUGUAAUUUUUUAAUACAGAAGCAUGAACGCAGGAGAAAUAUCUGUAGAAUGUCACAUACAAAUAGAAGAUUCUGCUGGAAAUGGAGCAAGUGUUGGUGUAACAGAUCAAAGUUCCAAUUCUUCUAAACGGCCUUUAAAAAAGUCUGCAAAAGAUUUUCGCUUUGGGAAGCUUAUUGGUGAAGGUUCUUUUUCAAUGGUAUAUUUAGCAAAAGAUAUUCAUUCAAAUAAGGAAUAUGCUAUUAAAGUGUGUGAAAAGCGACACAUACUACGUGAGAAAAAGCAGAAAGCUGUGAUGAGAGAAAAACAAAUAAUGAACAUUCUCAACAAUCAUCCUAGCCCAUUUUUUAUUAAAUUGCAUUGUACUUUUCAAGACACUGAUAGGUUAUAUUUUGUAAUGAAUUAUGCAAAACAUGGAGAACUUCUGCCUUAUAUAGUGAAGGUUGGAUCCUUUGAUGAAGAAUGCACACGAUUUUACACUGGCGAAAUCCUUCUGGCUAUUGAGCAUUUGCAUAGGUUAAAUAUAAUUCACAGGGAUUUAAAGCCAGAAAAUAUUUUAUUAGAUGAACAUAUGCAUAUUCAAAUUACCGAUUUUGGAUCGGCAAAGGUCAUAAAUAUUGAAAACAAUGACGCGUUAUCUAGUGAAUCUAGUCGAAAAAACUCAUUUGUUGGAACUGCACAAUAUGUUUCUCCUGAAAUGUUAAGUGAUAAGAGUGCAUAUCCAAGUGUGGAUUUAUGGGCCUUGGGUUGCAUAAUUUAUCAAAUGGUUUCUGGUCUUCCUCCAUUUAGAGCCUCGAAUGAGUAUCUUAUGUUUCAAAAGAUAACAAAGUUAGAGUAUGAUUUUCCUGAUGGAUUUUCAGAAUUAGCAAAAGAUCUUGUUCAACAGUUAUUGGUUUUAGAACCAUCACAGCGUUUAGGUGCAAAUGACACAAAUGGUUAUCCUUCAAUACGAAAUCACCAUUUUUUAAGUAGCUUACCUUGGGACACAUUGCAUGAAUGCACACCUCCUAGAAUACUACCAUAUUUGCCUGGUACAUCUAGCAAUGAAGAAUUAAGAAGUCAAUAUCAGGUUCCUGACCAUUUAGAGCCUGGCUUAGAUGAUAAGCAAAUGACACGAUUGUUGGGCCUAGCUCUUCAAGAAGAUGAAGAGGAAAUAAUUUCCAAACCAAUGAAAAGGACUUCCAUUGUAGAUAUUCCUUCUGAUGAAAUGGGGCAAAGAUUAGAGCAACAAGCUAAAACUAAUAGUUGGCAUAAAUUUGUUCAAGGAAAUCUUAUUUUGAAACAAGGUCUAGUUGACAAAAGGAAGGGUUUGUUUGCUCGUCGAAGGAUGCUUCUAUUAACUACUGGACCCCAUUUGUUUUAUGUGGAUCCACAAAAUUUAGUACUUAAAGGUGAAAUACCCUGGUCCCCUGAAUUGCGGGCUGAACCAAAGAAUUUUAAGAUAUUUUUUGUUCAUACUCCAAAUCGUACAUAUUACUUGGAAGAUCCUGAAGGAAAUGCUUUGAAAUGGUGUCGAACUAUUGAAGAAGUUCGUAAAGCAACUUAUUCGCAUAGCUCCUAACCCUAGAUUUAAAUUAGCACAAUUAUUAAAUUUACAAAUAAUUCUCUCAGAAUCUUUGUACAGUAAUAAGGAACAAUAAUAUUUGAUUUUCCAAGCCUUUUACUGAAAUUCAUUUUCAGUUAUAUGGAGAAAAAACUCUGCUGGUGGUUAUUAUAUAUGUAUGUUAUCCUUUUAUUUAUUUCCUAAAAUGUGUAAAUUUUAGUUGAAUUAAAAAUGAUUUGUAAAUUUUGUAUGGAUUCUUCCACUGCAAUAAAUUUUAACAAGAAUCUUCAGACUUAUCAAUCACUUAGUUUAAUGAUUAUUAUUAGAAUAUUGAUUUAAUUUCUAUUCUCUUAAGUGUAAGCUAGAAUCUUAAUUUUGUCAUGUGCCUUUUUAUUUUCAUUCUUUCAUUUUUUAUUAACUUAAAUUUAAUUCUAUGCCAAUACUAAUAGUUUCGACAUGGGAAAACAGAUUAAAUGUGUAGAAUCUGGAAAGUUCAUUAAAAUUUCAAGCUAUGCUGUGUUUCAAAUAUAUUUGAAGAUUAUAAUAAUUGCAUGUACAAAUCUUUGAAUUGCUUAAAACAUUCAGAUCUUAGCGUUUCCUUAAACUAGUACAAUAAAAUUGCUGACAAAAAUCAGUAAUACAGUUGAACCUGUCUGUCUCGAAUGUCGAGAGUUCAGAAAAAAAAUUGAGAAAGACAGGUUUUGAGAUAUGGAGGUUUUGAUUUUUACAUUUAAAUCUAACAACUAUGAGUUGUUCAAGCAAUGCAUGCACUGUCAGUAAACUAAAUACAGGGGUGAUUGUGUUCCGAUAUUUUACCGAAU